CACUCACUCCCACAUCCCACAUCCCACAUCCCUCCUCCCUUUCUACAACGUCGACUUACCCAUCCUACCCCGCUCAGAGCAGCUCGCAGCCCUCGCCGGCCACCACCACGAGCCUCAUCGCACAAGUAACCGAGCCAGACGCGUCCAGCCUCGGUGCAUAUAUACUCGUCCUCGCCCGCCCUACCCUUACCACCCUUGGCUUUCAGUGUUUGUGUCACCACCACUCUUCUCUUUUCUUUCAUCCUCGCAACCCAUCAUCAGAUCCAUUCCAAAGCAUCAUCGACACGGCACACUGUCGCAGCACACCACUCCCCAGUUCAACAAGCCCAGUGGUGCUGCCACCGUCACCACCCGCCGCGCUUGAAUUUCCUUGUUGUUGUUCUGCAACUCGUCCGGCGCAGACUAAACCCACAAGGACCCCUCACCGCGCGCCGUACACCCGCCACCGCGGACACGCUGGCCCAUCAUGCCCCUCCUCAAGCGCAAGCCGGUGCUCAUGCACCACCUGCCAUCAUUCGGCGCCAUUGUCCAGCCUGUGAAUCCACCGGCAAACCCUGCGGCCACCUCCACCGCCGACGGCCAGUCGGACCCCUCCGCGUCGGCACCACCAGAACCACCCGCCGCAGCCCCCGUGGAUCUCCCACAGGACGCCAAUGAUGACGACGAGCAGCUGGACAAGCUUCUGACUGCACUAAACGACCCCGUGCUUGCCGCGCCUGUACCACGGCGUAGCAAGGUCGACAAGGCAGCCAACGGUCAACCAGCUGCCGUCAACGGAGGUGCCAAUGCUCUCAUGCCGCCGCCCCCACCAGGACCAAGCUACCGUGUGAAGAACGUCGAGGUGUUCUACAUGCCCGAGACGGGAGAAAUCUUUCUGGAUUACGAGUCGUAUGCUGCUCGGAGGGCGUUCUACGACUUGCCGUUGUUCCAAUGCGAAGUCAGCGGCAGGUCAGCCUUGUCAUUCUUCGACGCGCGUGAGAAUGAGACGUACGAGGUGAAGCAGCUGCACGCUAGGUUCCCCAAGCCGCUCAAGAAGGCUGUCUUGCAGUCGGUCCAGUUCCAGGUCGAGGGCAAGCUCGAGACGCUGGCGGACAAGAUCUUUGAGCGUUUCGUCAAUCGCUUCUUCGACGACGAGAAGGUGUUUAUCGACGUCCAGGGUGACAAGUACCUCGCCCGCGUCGUCCGGACCUUCCCACCCAAGAACUUAGUUUUACCCCCAGGAGUGGAAGCCCCUUCCUACCACCCAUACGCGACUGACCUCAACAUGGACCUUGCCGACGUGAACGAGCACGACGACCCAAUGAAGUACUUUUACCAGGUCCGCCUGAUCGAGGAAGGAGGGGAUGGUGGCGCCGAGUAUGCCAGCACCAACGGCGCCAGUCAUGAGCCCGAGGAUGAUGGCAAGGGAGAGAAGUGGCAGGGAAGUGUGAUGGAGGUUCAGGCCGACAAGAUCAGCCGUGACCGCAUCAACUACUCUCGAGCCAUGCUCAAGCGCUUCAUCCGUGACUGUGUCAGUCGUGACGCCGCAAUCUGCUCGCCCUGGCUUGUCAAGAAGCCCGUCGCAGCACGGUACGCUAUCCCAACCGAGAUGCCCGAGGAUCAGAGGCUGCGUAUCGUGGAGGCCAAGGAGCGCCAAAUGGGCAAACGAAAGCGCGACCGUGAGGACCGUCUCGGCCUACCUCACAGCGAAGACGAGCAGGCAGUCGAAGAACAGCCACCAAAGAAGACGAAAAAGACCAAGGAGGAGAGGGAGCGGGAGAGGGAGCAGAACAAGCUCAACAAGGAGUCUGAAAAGGAGCGCAUCAGGCGCGAAAAGGAGGAGGCCAAGCUCCGAGAGGAGGAAGAGAGGAAGAAGAAGAAGCCUCUCAAGUACCCAUGCGAGGACCUUCUCAUCGAGUAUACUCCCCAGCGUGAGGGAGCCUCUGGCAUGAUUGAGAUUCGACCUACGCCCAACAAGCAGGUUCCAUUUGGCGAACAGUUUGAAAAGUUCCUCCUAUCCUGGAGCUUCCUCAACGUUAUGGGCAAGCCGCUUGGACUAUCGCCAUUCACGUUGGACGACUUUGAGCAGGCACUCUACCACACCGACCCCUACACCGCACCGGUCACCCUCCUCGCGGAAAUCCACGCCGUGCUACUCAAUGCUCUCAUCAAGGACUCGAUCGACGGCCACGAGCCUGUGCGUCCAUUGGCGCUCACUGGACAGAUGCCCGACAAUGACACGGACUACUGGGAGGGAACCAAGGGCGCGACUGCCGAGACCUUGCGUCCCGUCGUUGAGCCGAUGGCCGAAAGCUGGAAGACCAAGGAGCUGUCUCGUCGUGACAACCGCAAGGGCUGGGAGAAUGCGCUCGUCGGGUGCCUUUGGGAGCGCGCAACAUUAGAGACCAUGCCGCAGUACCUGGACAACAUCUUAUACCUCACGUUUGAGGACAAGCCAGCACCUACUCGCCCUACUUGGUCGACUGGACCCAGCUCAAAUACUGGCCAUGGCUUAAUCGCGGCCAAACCGGAUCGCCGUUACACCAGCCUGCACUUUGUGCACAAGCUUAACAUUCUCAACUUUUUGAUCGAGCUUGUGGCACAGACGGCGUUGAUACGCGACUUUAUGGAGGAGGCGACUUCGGCCUUGACCGAGGUCAGGAAGGACCAGGUCGAGCUGAGGCGAGACCUUCGCCGAGUUCGCGCAGAGAGGGACGCUCUGGAGCCGAAGAAGGAGGAGGGCGAGGAGGGAGAAAAUGGCGCCGGCGAGGAGGGCGUCGACGGCGAUGGCGACGUUUCCAUGUCUCUCGUCAAGGACGAAGCGUCGUCUCGCGCCGUCUCGCCCAACGGUCACGCCAACGGACACGACGGAGAUGAGCUGGAGGGGUCCAUGCUCGACGACCGCUCCCGCGCGUCGUCUGUCGCAUCCGACAUCGGCCGUGCAAAGUCGGGCGCCCAGCGUCGAAAAGCCAUGCUGGAGAAGGCCGCUGAGCGUGAAGCCGAGGAGGCCCAAAAGCAAGCCAAGGCAGCACAGGAGCGCAAGGAGUCCAAGGCGAAGAAGGCCGAGCUCAAGCACAUCCAGACUGAGAAGAAGCGUCUGGCCGACGAGGAGGCGGCACUCGACACGCAGCUCAAGCAGCUAGAGUACGACUUCCGCCGCCACUUCUACACGCUGCGGUCUCGCCCCCUCGGAAGUGACCGCUUUGGCAACAAGGUCUGGUGGAUUGACGGCCUCGGCAGCGCGCCGCUUUACAACGAGGCUGGCAAGGUCAUUUGGGGCACGGGGCGGCUGUACAUCCAAGGCGCCGAUGACCUCGAAGUCGAGUUCUGCCGAAUCCCCGCCGAGCUGUCGGAAGAGGACACUGAGGCGCGGCGCGACAAGGAGGAAGGCGAAGGACGACUUGCUCCAGGCCAGUGGGCGACAUACGACACUCCCGAGCUGGCCAACGAGUUCCUCUCUUGGCUCAACGUCCGCGGCACGCGCGAGAUGUACCUGCUGCGCGCGCUCAAGCAGUGGUGGCCCGAGAUUCUGGAGAGCAUCACCCGUCGACGCCUUGCUCAGGGCCUCGAUGCUGUGCCGGAGUCGGACCGCCGUGUUCGCCCAACGCGCCGAGUUGCAGGCGGCGACGAGCCGGAAGGGUACCUUGGCUGGAAGAACAAGCGUGCUGGAGGCGGUAGGGAUUAGGGAGGAGCGCUAGCAUAGAGGCACUCAUGUCAGUGUCUCUGUCACUACAUUUGCAUUGCCGUAGAGCAUAGCCAUGGAUAGCAUUGGUG
Vanrija pseudolonga is the source of this 3753-nucleotide messenger RNA. RefSeq names its product Imitation switch two complex protein 1 (gene ITC1). Gene Ontology annotation, cellular component: nucleus. Gene Ontology annotation, biological process: subtelomeric heterochromatin formation. The transcript is spliced from 8 exons. The coding region runs from base 467 to 3664 and encodes 1065 amino acids. Lineage: Eukaryota; Fungi; Basidiomycota; Tremellomycetes; Trichosporonales; Trichosporonaceae. The record is from RefSeq and is a predicted model, not a curated record.